Talaromyces stipitatus ATCC 10500 is the source of this 2233-nucleotide messenger RNA. Its product is annotated as UPD-GlcNAc transporter (Mnn2-2), putative. Bases 98 to 1657 code for a protein of 519 amino acids. The record is from RefSeq and is a predicted model, not a curated record. Gene Ontology annotation, cellular component: Golgi membrane; endoplasmic reticulum membrane. Lineage: Eukaryota; Fungi; Ascomycota; Eurotiomycetes; Eurotiales; Trichocomaceae. Gene Ontology annotation, molecular function: UDP-N-acetylglucosamine transmembrane transporter activity. Gene Ontology annotation, biological process: transmembrane transport. The transcript is spliced from 2 exons.
UCACACAGACCAAAAUGAUGCUUCUGUGAGACAACGACAACGACACCGUAUACACACUCCUACUCUUCGGGACGAAUCGACAACGACGAAACGCGACAUGACCGGCCAAGUGGCAAAUGAGAAAGGGGACGAGGUUGUGAUCAUGCAUGAUCAUGCUGAUGACCACGAGACCGAAAACGAGAAUAAUGCGAAAAGCGUCACAGCUGGGAUUCUGCUUGCUUCGUUGCCGAAGUGGCUCGAUGCUACGGUUGUUGGCUUCUUGAUUUUCGGCGGUUGUUGUGGAAAUGUUUUCGCAUUGGAAGCUAUCAUCAAAGACGAGCCUGCUGCCGGGCCUCUCAUAACCUUUGUGCAAUUCGUGACCGUCUCGCUGUUUACGAUUCCGAGUUUCCUCUCCUGGUCCGCUGGUGCCUCCUCACUUUUCAUGAAAGCGCCCGUUAUUCCCCUACGAUCGUGGAGUAUAUACACUUUAUUCUUCGUCACGGUCAAUUUGUUGAAUAACUGGGCCUUUGCGUAUCGGAUCUCUGUACCGCUACAUAUCAUCCUGAGGUCUGGUGGACCCGUCGCAUCAAUGAUCAUUGGGUAUCUAUAUAAUGGCCGACGAUAUUCACGAAUGCAAAUCUUCUCGGUCAUGCUAUUAACUUUGGGGGUUGUGGCUGCUGCAUUGGCAGAUGCCAAGGCACAGGGUAAAGCGAUCAGUCUGUCGUCCGGGGAAGAGGAAGGAAAGUCAACUUUGACUUUCGUCACUGGAUUCACCAUCCUAGCAUUGGCCAUGCUGCUAUCUGCUUUUCAAGGUGUCUAUGCCGAUCGACUAUAUGCCACGCAUGGAAAUACGCAUUGGCGCGAAGCAUUGCUGUAUUCGCAUAUGCUUUCUUUGCCGUUCUUUCUACCGACAUAUACCCAAUUAUCGUCCCAGUUUCGCGCAUUCAUGUCUUCCCCGUCGAUAUUAGCUGAUUUACACCCUGCCGCUGCUGGAUCCCUACCACAGGAGGUGAUUAUGAAUGACGCCGUCCAGAAUGCGACAAUGUCUGUUUCGCGUCAUAUCGCUGCUUCACUGUCAUCCGGCGUUACACCAUCUUCCAUGGCAGUAGUAGCUGCAGCUACCCCAUCAGCACUCACCGAGCAUAGCAGCAAUCUUCUCGCGCAAAGCGGCAAUUCAUUCUCCAGCAUUCUGUCUGCUUCAACAGAAUCAGUGCCUCGAGACAUGAUCACAAUAAUCCUAAACAAAACACCCAGUAAGAUUUUUUAUCUCGUCAUCAACGCUUUAACACAAUACAUCUGCAUCCGAGGCGUUUACUUACUUGCGGCAAAGUCAUCUUCUUUAACUGUGACCAUAGUCCUGAAUAUUCGCAAAUUGGUCUCGCUACUACUCUCCAUCUAUAUUUUCGGCAACUCCCUGGCCUCAGGAGUAUUGAUUGGUGCCGGCUUCGUCUUUCUGGGAGGCGCAUUAUACGGAGUGGGCAGCGCAAGAGCAAAAAGCAAAAAGAUGAACUCUGCUGCCGCAAACACAGAGUUACAUUAUCGUCAUAACAACGAUGAUACUAAAGGGGGGAAACGAGGAGUGCCGUCGUUCUUUUCGGCGGCAAAGAAUAAUUUGUCGUCUUCAUCGUUGAGUAUGAGGGAGACGAGUCCGACGAGGAAGAGGAAGGUCAAGGUGUGAUUUUAUCUUGUCCUGCUGAAUAUGGUUGUAUGAGUUGGUUCAGGUAUCUGAAAAGUACAUGGUUGUUCAUAGCAUGAUGUAAAGCACAUAAUAGAACUAGCUGGCUUUCGUAUGGUUGAUAGAUGAUUGAAAUGCACUGCACUGCACUAAUUUGAUUUGAUUUGCUUCAAUUGGAGAAUGUGAUAGAUAGGAGGGAUGUGGUACAAUACACGAUCAAAACAAAUCGUUCAAGCGAAAAAAAAAGGCUAAUUCCCCCUUGAAAAGCACGAAACGAAAAUGUUUAUACAGACAUGAAAAGACAGCAGACGAUAAUAAAACAGAAAAAAGGUAAAGUCUAAACUACAGAACCUCACCCACAAUCUUCGCCGCCUCUUUAUACGUUUCCAAUAAUCGCUCGCAUUUCUCCCUCUCUGCUUUGAUGCCGUCAUCUUCAUAGAGCAAAUCUCCAAAUAGUUCUUCCUUAUACAGUUCGCUGACGAGUCGGUUUUGAACUACGUCCUUGCUGUGGUUGACGAGUAGGUGCAUGACUGCUUUGGGGACUUGGUCAGCGAUGGUUUCGCGGACAAUGUUGAAGUA